AUGGUCAUUCACUACACUUUGCAAAUAUACACAAAACUCGAUGCAAACAACACGAGACAUGUCACCGCCACGUGGCCACCCUCUGUCCUCCCGCCCACGCCGCAGCAGCGAAUCAACUUACACCUGGGCACCAUCCAAGGGGGGUCGUAUACGCGAAACGGCGCUGCGGCGGGCACCCGCUUCCGACGCGGUGCAUCGACUCGCCAACCAAGUCGUUUGAGUUUUGAUAUGCUCGAUAUGGCGUACAGCUCCAAAACACCGAGCAAUCGCCGUCAUCUCGCCCUUCAAGCAUCAAGCCCCAGCUUUCCAUUAAAGAGCCACGCGAGCCACAUGUCCAUCAGCCAAAGCGCUGUCACUGCAUACUCCACAUCUGCUUAUGAGUAUAGAUAG
Trichoderma atroviride IMI 206040 is the source of this 390-nucleotide messenger RNA. Lineage: Eukaryota; Fungi; Ascomycota; Sordariomycetes; Hypocreales; Hypocreaceae. The record is from RefSeq and is a predicted model, not a curated record.